UAGGUUCUUCUAGUUCUAGAUGCGAUAAUAAAUCAGGAUCUAGCUUUUACUUAUGUAUUUAGUAACUUAAUGGAAGUUAUAACUUUUGAAGCUGAAUAUUUAGUAUUUAGGUAUUAUUAUUAAGUUUAUGUUACCUUAAACAUUCCAAUAUACGUGUAUUUCAGGUUUAAUAGUGUGUGUAGUUAAAAUGAUAUGGCGCAGUAAAAAUGAACUUUUUUUUAUUUUCUGUAAUCGUGAACCGUAGCGAAAGCAAUCAAUAUUUCAAAAAUUUUAAACUGUUGUACAUAUCUAAGCAGUUACUAAUAACUUAAAAUGGAGUAUAUUCACUUAUAUAUUAGAAACCGUGAAUUCCAUGUACGGAAGGAAAUGCUAUGUGAGCAUAGUGAUUAUUUUCGAGCAAUGUUCAGUGGCAAUUAUAUAGAAAAAGAACAAAAGGAAAUUCACAUUGAUCUUCUUGAUCCUGACACAAUGGAAUUAAUUGUUAAUUACAUGAUUAUUGGUGUAAUAGAUCUGACUGAAUAUGAUUUUGCUACAUUAUGUAAUAUAUCAAAUGCUGCAACUUUUCUUCAAAUAACAGAAUUAAUCAAACAAAUGGAGUAUACAUUAGACAUGCAACUAUGUGAAUCUAAUUGGAUUGAUACAAUGAUGAUUGCAGAGCAGUGCAUUUACAGUAAAUUAAGAAAAUUAGCUGUUACUUAUGGGCUUUUUGCAUUUAAAAAAAUGAAAGUAGAAUAUAUUCCUUUACUUAAUACAUUGGCAUGGUAUUUGUCACAUCCAUAUCUGGACUCAGAGAAUGAAUUAAAUGUUUUCAAGUUUGGUUUCAACUGGCUUCAACAUAAUGAAACUGGUGCAGAUGCAAUAUUAAUUAUAUUAGGCUGCUUAGACUUAAACAAAUUAUCCGUAAAGGAAAUUAAUGAAAUAAGGAAAUUAAUAAGUGUUUAUGAGUACAGUUUGGCACUGAAAGUUGUUGAAUGUGUAAUGUCAUUGAUAAAUAGGGGUGGAAAUAAAUUAGACACCCAGUUUCUAAAAUCACAUAAGCAAAUGAUAUGCCAGGAGUUUACUGAGAGAGUAUAUAUUGAAGUGCAGAAUUUAGUGGAAAACUGUCCAACCCGGAAAUUGACUUACACUCCCAUUGUACCGAUGUGGAUUUUGAAAGACUCAAGAUUGGAGAUGCUGCCUCAAUGUCUAUAUUCAUAUACAGAAGAGAAGAAGUUUGAGAAAUGGUUAGAAGUUGCAGAGAAGAACCUUUGGGGUUGGAGUGCUGUUAAUUGGAGUGGCAAUAACUUGGUUGUUGUCUGUGGAGAGCAUGGUCGAGGCACAGGUUUAUUUAUGCAGGAUGUUAAAGUUUAUGAUUUGUUGAGACAGGUGUGGGUUAAACAUGGUGUGCAGUUGCCACCAAGGAGACAUGGCGGGAUGGCUGUUGUGGGAGAUGAGUUAUUUAUCAUUGGUGGUGUGGGUACUUUCAGGGUCGUUUUAGAUACUGCCAUUGCUUAUGACCUAAAGCGCAGAUCAUUCCGAAAAAUUGCUAAAUUUCCAGACGCUAUACAGAGUCCAGGUGUCUGUAGCCAUCAGAAUAAAGUAUAUGUAACAGGACACAGGAAUAUAUACUGUUAUGAAGACAGGAAUGGUUUUGAUGAGUGGAAAUGUGUUGUUCAAACAAAUAUUAGAAUGAGCUGCAUGAGAUCAUUUAAGAAGCACAUCUAUGGUAUCCAGAGCUUCUUCAGUCAGCUUUAUCGCUUUCAACCAGGGGUCGAUAGUAGAUUAGAAUGUAUAACUACAUUUACACAUCUUCCAGCGACUAUAUGUGAUUUGGGUGAUCGCCUUGUUGUGUUCACUCGAACGAUUGGUGGAUGCACAGAGGAUUUAUCAGUUGAAGAGUACACUGGAAAGGCUGAUGAGAAGCCAAAACUUGUCUACACACAAACCGAUACUACGUUGAGAGUGAACGAAUUUGCUGGGUCGUGCGAAGUGGUCCUUACGAAUCCGCCUACUGAGUGGGAACUCUCCGAUUAUUUGCAACGAUACUUGAAGCGAUACGAGUAAAUUAUAUUAACCUUAUACAAAUAAAUGUCAAAAUGCUU
Leptidea sinapis is the source of this 2081-nucleotide messenger RNA. RefSeq names its product kelch-like protein 30. The coding region runs from base 313 to 2043 and encodes 576 amino acids. Gene Ontology annotation, molecular function: protein binding. The record is from RefSeq and is a predicted model, not a curated record. The transcript is spliced from 4 exons. Lineage: Eukaryota; Metazoa; Arthropoda; Insecta; Lepidoptera; Pieridae.